Pseudomassariella vexata is the source of this 1764-nucleotide messenger RNA. RefSeq lists its product as uncharacterized. The transcript is spliced from 6 exons. NCBI's taxonomy places the organism in Eukaryota, Fungi, Ascomycota, Sordariomycetes, Amphisphaeriales, Pseudomassariaceae. Bases 1 to 1764 code for a protein of 587 amino acids. The record is from RefSeq and is a predicted model, not a curated record.
AUGUCGUGCCGGCUGGCAUGGCUCUUUCUGAGUGCUUCGCUGGCAACGGCUACGGAAAUCGUCUAUGUGACUGAUUUAACAAUCUUUACAGAAUUAGCACCAUGCGCUGCUUCCGCAGUCUCCUACAAUGUCAUGUCGAUGACUUAUUCGGCCUGCCCCCAAGCUGUGACGGACUUACAGUCGUGCGUCUGCUCGAAGAACAACAACCUCGCCUCUUUUUCAACGGCACUGUCGAGCUCGGUCAGCUACAGCUGUGGUUCGACAGCAUCCGAUGACCAGGCCAGCGCCGCCAGCGUCUAUAAGGCCUACUGCAACCAAGCGUCUAUUAUUCCGUUCGCCAAACCCAGCAGCCCGGUCAGCCAAUACAUCACGGAUCUUGCAGAAUGGGCCGACCUUGCCCCUUGUGCUGCCAAUGCGCUUUCCUACAACAUCAUGUGGACAUACGACCUCUGUCCGGCAGAUGCCAGCCUCCUGGCCACUUGCGUAUGCAACAAGAACCAGAACUCUCUACUAGUGAGCCAAGGCAUUAAUACAUCGGCCAAAUAUUCAUGCUCAUCGCACACUGCCGACCUCGAGUCAGCACAAGCCCUUUUCUCGGCAUAUUGUGGCUUAAAUGAGGGGAAGUCGUCAUUCCCAGUUACAGCUGAGCCUCCGGGUGAUAUGACGUACUACAUCACUGGCCUAGCCGAAUUCUCAUCGUUAGCCCCUUGCGCAAAGUCGGCUGUGUCGUGUGGUGUUUUCAGCGUAAGUCAUGCUGCAGUGCUCUACGCGCCAAGAACUGGACUGACAAUGUCUCAGCAAACAUACGACUUGUGCCCUGGAGGACCCAAAGCUCUCGCCUCGUGUGCGUGCUUGAAAGACGGUAUGCCCGGCCAUGUGUCCAGCGUCAUCACGUCCGAAGUCAAGUACUCGUGCGACACAACCGCGUCUGAGGAUGUCAUCUCCGCGUUGAGUGUCUGGGACCUUUACUGUAGCGCUGCGAAGGGACUGGCGACACCUGCAGGGGUCACGGAAUCUGUUGAGCAAACCUCAGCGACUGCCAAAGCCGGCAGUGGUGGCAGCAUUUACGUGCCGCAAGCGACCGAUAGUAGCGACAGUGACAGCAGCGGUAGCUCCGGGUCAAACGGCUCGGAUAGCAGUUCCGGCAGCGCUUCAUCCGACGUCCCGAAGACCAACACAAUGGCCAUCAUCGCUGCCACGGUAGGCUUCAUCCGCCGCUGCCGAAACCAAAAUGCCGGCAAGAACGGAACCCAUGUUAUCAGCAUUGGAGACGGUGGCCAUGGGAAGUCAGAGCUGGAUAGUACUUCAAUUAUUCCACCGCCGAUGGGCAGCCCAAGCCCAAGCAUGGUGAAGGCAAGCUUGAUAUCCCGAACAGAUAACGUGUCACCUGUUUCUGCCUACAGUCGACCUCAGACGGCUGAGUUACAGGGGCAGUACCCGUUUGCGCCCCCGUUCCCGUCGAGGUCGGAGCUCGGGGGUCAGCAGGCCUACUCUCCGCAGCAACACAAUUCAUAUCCCAAACAGUCCGAGUUGCAAGGGCAACACGCCUUCGCGACGGCGCUUUCUCAGGGGACGGCGGAGGCGCAUGGAUGGCAGGUGUACGAAGCGCCGGGAAAAUGCAGGCCGCCGGUCUACGAGGCGUAUGGACAGGAUGUAGGACCGCAGCGGGCAGAGCUGCAGCAAAUGGGGUGGCAAUCUGGACCGGUCGGGGCUUACCAUGAGAUGGAUGGGGGUUAUACUGGGCAUGUGCGGCAGCCCGUGUAG